This is a messenger RNA of Malassezia sympodialis ATCC 42132, 1629 nucleotides long. RefSeq names its product pepsin-like aspartic protease. Gene Ontology annotation, biological process: proteolysis. Gene Ontology annotation, molecular function: aspartic-type endopeptidase activity. The record is from RefSeq and is a predicted model, not a curated record. NCBI's taxonomy places the organism in Eukaryota, Fungi, Basidiomycota, Malasseziomycetes, Malasseziales, Malasseziaceae.
AUGGUGCAAGGCAUCUCGGUACUGGUAGGCACUGUGACUGCGAUGGCCGCAUGUGCGUGGGCCGUGCCGACGGCCACGGCGCCGAUCAAGGCUACGCCGACCGUCUCGGCCCACGGCCUGCGCGUCCCGAUCCGCGUCAACAAGCAGGCGAAGCACCCUCGCAACAAGCGCAUGCAGCCGUCCGAGCUGGUAGACUGGCUCGAUCAAGAAACUUCCAAGCUGCGCGUGAAGUAUACGCACCCCAAGGACCGCCAUUCCUCGCACAACAAGCGCCAGCAGGUGGGACUUGGCGACUCGGGCGCGGAUAGCUAUUACUUUGCACCUAUCGGUAUCGGAACGCCCCUCAAGACGAUGGAUGUAGUACUGGACACGGGAUCUGCGGACUUUUGGGUCGCGGAUGCCGCCUGCACCACCGCGCAAAAUUGUCCGUCCGCGAUGGUCAAGUACGAUGCGUCCAAGAGCAGCACGUACCACGACACCAAUACGCCGUUCCAGGUCCAGUACGGCACUGGUGCCGUCAAAGGCACGCUGGCCACGGACGCCAUAUCGCUUGCCGACUUCAACAUCUCGUCCGUCUCGUUCGGACAGGCAUCGCACCUGGCCAAAAACACGAUCCGUCCGCCCGCCUCGGGUAUCAUGGGUAUGGGCUUCGACACGCUUUCGACCACCGGCACGAUGCCGUUCUGGCAGAUCCUGACGGAGCGCCACAUGCUGCAUGACUACCUCUUCUCGUUCCAACUCACGACGAACUUUGGGUCUGUCAAGUCCGCGAACGAGAUCAACGCUGGUGGUGUCUUUACGCUGGGUGUCCUUGACUCGCAGCAGUAUUCGGGCGACUUGACAUGGGUGCCGCUGGCGCAGGGGUACGGCCCGAAUGGCCUGGGGUACUGGGCCGUCGACAUUGACCAGAUGAUGGUGAAUGGCCAGCAGAUCAGCAUGGGCAACAUGGGCGUCGCUGCGAUUGAUACCGGCACGACGCUGAUCGGCGGCCCGCAGCGUCUCGUGGAGCAGAUCCACUCGAUCAUCCCUGGCGCGCGCCCGCUGCCCCAGUCGUCGCAGUACUAUACAUUCCCGUGCAAGCAAACGUUCGAGGUCGAGUUUGUGUUUGGUGGGCGCUCGUUCAAGCUAUCGAACGACGACCUGAACCUGGGCCCAGCGUCGACGUUUGGCAGCAGCUGUGUGAGUGCGAUCUUCGUGAGCCCGACGAACUCGGCGCGUAUGCCCGCGUGGAUCGUCGGUGACUCGUUCCUCAAAACUGUGUUUACGGCCUUUGGUUCGUCGCCGCCGAGUGUCGGCUUUGCAGACCUGCCCAAGGGCGGCGCCCAGUCGCUCUCUCUCACGAGCGUGCCGAUGCCGUCGGGCGAGUCGAGUGUGAGUGAGAACCCGUUUGACGGCGGCGACGGCGGCGGGCCACUGGGUGGUGGCGGCGGUGGCGGUAGCUUCGCCAGACCCGAGCCCAACACGGACAAGUCGUGGCAGACCGCCUCGGUCCAGGUGCCUGACCACUUGCAGCCGCUGAGCCCCGCGGGCGGCGGGCUUCGCGGUAGCGCGCGCGGCGGACCGGUCCCAGUACGGGGUGCCGUCUGUGUCGGCCUCGGCCUUGUGGUGGUAGCUGCGGCGUUGCUGUAG